This is a messenger RNA of Andrographis paniculata, 1836 nucleotides long. Its product is annotated as low affinity inorganic phosphate transporter 4-like. The transcript has 2 exons. The record is from RefSeq and is a predicted model, not a curated record. NCBI's taxonomy places the organism in Eukaryota, Viridiplantae, Streptophyta, Magnoliopsida, Lamiales, Acanthaceae. Gene Ontology annotation, cellular component: membrane. Gene Ontology annotation, molecular function: transmembrane transporter activity. Bases 57 to 1598 code for a protein of 513 amino acids. Gene Ontology annotation, biological process: transmembrane transport.
CUAAAAUUCUACAAAAAUGUAAUAGGUACCACGUCACCGCCAUCGUCAUCGCCGGAAUGGGAUUCUUCACCGACGCCUACGACCUUUUCUGCAUCGCCCCGGUCUCCAAGCUCCUCGGCCGCCUCUAUUAUUACAACCCGGCCACCGGAAAGCCCGGGAAGCUUCCACACAGAACCAACAACUUUGUCAUCGGAGUUGCGCUAAUUGGGACACUGUCCGGGCAGCUCUUCUUCGGAUACCUCGGAGAUAAGCUUGGCCGGAAAAAGGUCUAUGGACUGACCUUAAUCCUCAUGGCUCUCUGCGCCAUUUGCUCCGGAUUGUCGUUCGGACACAGCGCCAAAAGUGUUCUAGGAACUCUCUGCUUUUUCAGAUUCUGGUUAGGAUUUGGCAUCGGCGGCGACUAUCCACUGUCGGCGACGAUCAUGUCCGAAUACGCUAAUAAGAAGACACGUGGUGCAUUUAUAGCCGCCGUUUUCGCGAUGCAGGGAGUCGGGAUUGUUUUCGCCGGAUUGGUGUCCAUGAUUUUGUCGAAGAUUUAUUUAAAUUGGUACGGCGCAAAGCCGUUCGUCGAGGACCACGUGUUCUCGACGGAGCCGGAGGGGGACUACGUGUGGAGGAUUGUCCUAAUGCUGGGGGCGGCGCCGGCGCUGCUGACGUACUACUGGCGGAUGAAGAUGCCGGAGACGGGGCGGUACACGGCGUUGAUCGAGGGCAACGCCAAGCAGGCGGCGGCGGACAUGGGAAGAGUUUUGGACAUCGAAAUCCAUGGCGAUCAGGACAAGGUGUCCCAAUUCAACGCCUCCAACAACUACACCUUAUUCUCCGACGAAUUCUUCCGCCGCCACGGCCGCCAUCUUGUCGGAACAAUGUCGACGUGGUUCCUCCUCGACAUCGCGUUUUACAGUCAGAAUCUGACGCAGAAAGACAUUUUUCCGACGAUGGGGUUGACGAACGCGGCAGAUGACGUCAGCGCGUUAAGAGAGAUGUUCGAGACGUCACGUGCUAUGUUCGUGAUCGCCCUCCUCGGGACAUUUCCCGGCUACUGGUUCACGGUGGCGUUCAUCGAGAAAAUCGGCCGGUAUUACAUCCAGCUGGUCGGGUUUUUUAUGAUGUCUGUGUUUAUGUUAAUUAUGGGGUUGAAAUACGAUUACCUGAAAAAUAAGGACCACAAGUGGAUAUUUGCGGGGCUGUACGGACUGACGUUUUUCUUCGCGAAUUUCGGUCCGAACAGCACGACCUUCGUGUUGCCGGCGGAGCUUUUUCCGACGAGGGUCAGGUCCACGUGUCACGCGAUGAGCGCGGCGGCGGGGAAGGCGGGGGCGAUGGUGGGGGCCUUCGGGGUGGCGAAUUACACGCAGGACGGCGACGUGGGGAAGAUAAAGAAGGCGAUGAUAUUUCUGGCGUUUACGAAUAUUGUCGGAUUUUUCUGCACGUUUUUGGUGACGGAGACGAUGGGGCGGUCGCUGGAGGAGAUUUCCGGCGAGGACGGCGGCAGCGGCGGCGGCGUGAUGGAGGUGGAAGUCGCCGGGAAAUACUCCGACGACGAGCGGCGGGAGAAUUGGGAGGAGGAGAAGGGGAGGAGCCACGGCGGCGAAUAGUUUAUUUUGAUGCUAAUAAUAAUAGUAAUAAUAAAUAUUUUAAUUAAUAAAUAAAGAAGUUGCAGCGAUUAGGGAUAAGAAUGGGUAGAGUAUGGUCGACUAUACAUAUGAACCAAGACCCUAUCUAUAUAUAUAUAUAUAUUAUUGGAUCUAAGACUCUACCCAAACCUAAUGUAUUUAGAUGUGUAUGUAUUCGCUCUAUUGUGAUGUAUUUGUCAGAUUAAAUUCAAAAAAUUUU